ACUCAGUAAAUCAGCUGCAUUCCACAGAUAAUCGGUAAACCUGCCACUUUGCAACUGACAUAUCAAAUAAUCCGCGAAUUUCAUUCGUGAAACAAUAAAAAAAUAAGUAUCCACCACUCGUGAGUCACAUACUCAUCAACUAGCCGACAAAUCUACGAAUAAUAUUCCCAGAAGCCAGACAAAUGUAGACGUGAAUUCCGUGGAAUUUUUCACCUUCACUUUGGGUAAAAAUAAGUGUAUAUAAUUAGCGAUCUCAGGGCGUAUGUCCAAUUGCACGUAGAGGUCAUUCAGCAUCAUGCCUUUAAAUGCAGAUAUAUCAACUGCCCUCCAUUUAUUGGAGCACAUCUACGAUCGAGUGAAGGACAGCGAUGAUCCAAAACUCCAGAUGCACACGAGCACCGACUUGGAAUCUUUAAUUUCCCUUUUAGAGGAUCCGGUGCUUCGAAAUAUAGCUGUAAUCCAGGAUUCCCUGGGCGAAUUGAACAUCCAAUUGACUCAACAUCCCUCCAUCCUUCCUGGGGACUUCGAUAUUAAUCUGAACGGUCAGUUAGAGCUCUCAGUUCCCACAACUCCAACUCAACCAAUCGAAGGUAACAUUUAUCAGGAGUUGUAUCAGGACACUAGUGAGCAAGAUGACCAGAGGGUCCCCGUGGCUCCUCUAGUUCAUAGCAGCAGUGAGGAUACUUCAGCACAGGUCACUAGUCCAAGUCUCGCGUCUGAAGUCAUCGGCAUUCCACCCAUUACAACUCCAACUUAUGCUAAAGAAUUUCAGAAGGUCAUUGAUGCCGCUGCUAAAGGCAGACAUAUUGUUACAGUACAGCUAUAUAAACCAGAAGGUACGAGCCUUGGUUUUAGUGUGGUUGGUUUACGUAGUACCGAUAAAGGAGAACUUGGAAUUUUUCUCCAGGAAAUUCAACCUAAUGGAAUUGCAGGAUGUGAUGGUCGACUAGUCGAGGGUGAUCAAAUAUUGGCGAUCGAUGGACAGCCACUGGAUUCAAAUAUAUCGCACGAGCAGGCAAUUUCAAUCCUCCAAAAGGCCCGGGGAAUCGUCGAAUUAGUUGUUGCUAGAAGUAAUCAAGAUCCAGCGCCACCGCAUGCUGCAUCUGAAACGUCGACCCCUACCCUCAUCGCCAGUGAACCAGACCAAAAACAUCACCAACCAGACAAAGACUGGUCUGCCGCCUCAACCAUACAAUCAUCAAAAUCAAACCAAUCAUCCCACCUUCAGGCACCACCUCCAGAGUCUCUCCCCAUCGAGCGAAGUCCCUCAGCUGUCAGUGACACCUCUAAAACUGGCUCUGACAUGGUUUUGAAUACAGAGUGGGCCCAAGUUGAAGUGAUAAACCUCAUAAACGAUGGAAGUGGUCUGGGUUUCGGUAUUAUUGGUGGUAGGAGCACUGGAGUCGUCGUCAAGACUAUUCUCCCAGGUGGUGUGGCUGAUCGUGACAACAGGCUCCAGAGUGGUGACCACAUUCUUCAAAUCGGCGAUGUUAAUCUACGAGGGAUGGGCUCUGAACAAGUUGCAGCAGUACUUCGACAAUCAGGGACGCACGUUCGUCUUGUGGUGGCUAGACCAGUGGAACCAACGUCUCCAGAUUAUCAGGCCCUAGGCAGUCACGCCCCCAUCGUUCCCACAAAAAUCCUGGGGGAUCCUGAGGAACUUGACAGACACCUUCUGCAUGCAGCACCAGAAACUUACAAUCUUCCACACCUCAGGAAAGACUCUACCACUGAUAAUGGAGGAUUUAAUCAGGAUGGAGACUUGGAAAUACACAGACCCAGUCUCAUCAUGGAUGUCGUGCGCAAUCCCAUGCCAAUUGGGCCAAUUCCUAUAAUUCCUGUCGUUCCAGUAAUUCCGGACCUCCCGGUACUCUCUAUGGAUCCUCUUGAUGUCAGUUCACUCCCUGAAAUGGAGAGAUUCACUGUGGAGCUUAAGAAAGAUAGUUAUGGGCUGGGAAUCACCAUCGCUGGAUACGUUUGUGAGAAAGAAGAACUUUCUGGGAUUUUUGUAAAGAGCAUCAGCAAGGGUAGUGCUGCAGAUCUCAGUGGGAAAAUUCAGAUUAACGACAGAAUCGUUGAAGUCGAUGGUCACUCACUCCAGGGGUACUCAAACCAUGAGGCUGUGGAGGUACUUAGGAGUACUGGACAAAUAGUUAUGCUGUGUUUGGAAAGAUACUUACGUGGACCAAAAUAUGAACAGCUGCAGCAGGCGAUUGCUGCUAGCGAAUUGAGGGUGCCUCAGCCUACUUCGCCCUCUCUCACGAGUUUACCUAGUUUUCCUAUCAGUGCUGAUGGAGACACUAUGACCGAGAUUGAGCCUGAGAAUGAGUCGCACACUACAAUGGACAGUGUGAUAUUACAGGAAAGCGAAAAGUUUGAUGAGGAACCUGAAGAUAUGUCACUCGUGGAGGCUCUAUUGAGCGAUCCAUCUUGUGAGCUCACGCCGCAGAUUCAGGCAGCUAUCAAAGUUAAAUGGCAACGAAUUGUCGGCCCUGACGUUGAGAUUGUAGUGGCUCAAUUGAAAAAAUUCGCGGAAAGUAGUGGCCUCGGUAUAAGUCUAGAGGGAACCGUAGACGUAGAAAACGGACAAGAGGUCAGACCACAUCACUACAUUCGUUCAAUUUUACCAGAAGGCCCUGUGGGACAAAAUGGAAUUCUCAGAUCUGGGGAUGAACUUCUCGAGGUGAAUGGCUAUCGUUUAUUAGGUAUUAAUCACAUGGAAGUUGUGACAGUUUUAAAAGAACUGCCAAUUCACGUGCGAAUGGUGUGCGGAAGAAGUACAUCCUCCCAGGACGCUUUGUGUCCCAUCGACACGGCACAGCAUCAAGCUGCAUUUCAGACUCGAAGUAUUUUGGGCGGGUCCCUACAAAAUUUACUACCAACGAUGGAUCGUCUAGUGAAGGCCAAGUCGGAUGGCUCUCUGGCAUCGACGACAACCACAGCAACUGUCACUGACGCUAGUUUAUCGAAAAUGAAGUCAAGAUCUCUUGAGCCACUGACUGGUCUAGCAAUGUGGAGCUCAGAACCACAAAUUAUUGAGCUUGUUAAAGGGGAAAGAGGCCUUGGAUUCUCUAUUUUAGAUUAUCAGGAUCCAAUGAACCCUAACGAAACUGUGAUAGUGAUACGAUCAUUAGUGCCAGGUGGUGUCGCACAAAUGGACGGACAACUAAUUCCAGGUGAUCGUUUGUUAUUCGUGAAUAAUAUUGUUUUGGAGAAUGCAACUCUCGAUCAAGCUGUCCAAGCGUUAAAGGGUGCACCAAAGGGAACAGUGAGAAUUGGUGUAGCUAAGCCAUUGCCAAUACCCGACAGCAUUGCCCAAGUUGGCAGUACAGAUGUCAGUAAAGAUGACAAUGGUUCGUCAACACUAACUAUUAUAAAUAAUGAUAAACACAGGAGGGAAUAUUUUAGAAAGCGAAAAAUUAAUGUUACACAGCCAUUACACUAUGUUAAUCUUAUUGAGAGUCUAGAGAAUCAACAUAAUCUUGUAAAGUCAGAAAGUUUCUAACUAUCAUUACAAAAAUCGAAAGACAAUUAAAGCACCGAAAAAAGGAAUACGAAUUAAUGAAUCGAUUAUUAGCCAGAAAAAUUAUUUAUUUUCAUUGAAUGAAUAAUUUCCCUUCUAAUCCUAUUUAAAUUAUAUACAAUAAAAUC
Molecule: messenger RNA, 3651 nt
Organism: Fopius arisanus
Lineage: Eukaryota; Metazoa; Arthropoda; Insecta; Hymenoptera; Braconidae
Product: patj homolog
Exons: 13
Coding region: 296-3505 (1069 amino acids)
Molecular function (GO): protein binding
Source: RefSeq, a predicted model, not a curated record